UUAGACAAAUCGGUAUAUCCACUGAGCAUCCUUGGGCAAAACGAUUUGAGAACAGAUUAUUUUUGGAAACACAAACGAAUCAGUGGCAUAUAAGCAAGGCAACAACACUAGUUUGCUACUGAUUAACUUGGACUUAGCAUUGUUAAAUGCACUUUCUUCAAGUUAAUCAUAUUGAUAUACUCACUUUCUUCAUUUUGGGUCCUGUUGGUGGACUCGUGUUUUUGAGUUUACUGGAAUAGCAGGAUGGAGAUUCCUUGUGGAACACUUGUCAAGAUUUUUUUUCCUCCAACAUUUUCUCAGCUUUAAGUCCACCAAUCACUCUUUCAUAGGUGAAGAUUCCACAUAUAUCAUCAACUGGAAAAGCAUCUUUAAUUCACUUUCUUUUAGACUUUGACACCCACCAAUCCUUGCAAAAGUAAGUUCAUCUUUGCUGACUCUUCUUCUAGUCCUCUUCAUAAGCUCUCUGGUCUUUAUACAGAUCAAUUCAAGACUAAAACAUCAUAUAUAUCAUGUUACCCUCUUCCUAGCUGCUUCAUUGAUCUGAUAUUUUCACCCAAUUCAGAGAAGAAGCUAUGGCUAUUGCUGAUACAAUUGAAGCUCCAACUAGGCUUGAGGGGAAGUAUGGUGCAAUCGUCGUAUGUUGGAUUCUUGGACUCGGCUCCCUUGUCUCCUGGAGCAGCAUGUUGACUAUAGAAGAUUACUAUUCUUUGGUGUUCCCGAAAAGAUUGUUCCUCUGGAUUUGAAGCGAUACCAUCCAGCGAGGAUGCUUACCCUUGUUUAUCAACCAUUUGCACUUGGAACAAUGGCAAUACUUGCAUAUAAUGAGUCAAAGAUCGAUACAAGGAAACGUAACUUGACCGGAUACAUCCUUUUCUUCAUAAGUACUUUGUCUCUCCUAGUUUUGGAUUUAGUCACAUCCGGGAAGGGCGGUACUGGAAAUUACAUUGGUGUAUGUGCCAUUGUGGCUGCCUUUGGAGUUGCAGAUGCUCAUGUUCAAGGAGGAAUGGUGGGAGACCUGUCCUUCAUGUGCCCUGAGUUCAUCCAAACUUUCCUAGCUGGCUUGGCUGCAUCAGGAGCUCUCACGUCUGCUUUGAGGUUAAUCACGAAAGCCGUCUUUGAAAAAUCUAGUAAUGGUCUGCGGAAGGGAGUUAUGUUGUUCCUUGCAAUCUCAACAUUCUUUGAGUUUCUAUGCAUAUUCUUAUACGCGUUCAUCUUCCCUAGACUACCAAUUGUGAAGUACUAUCGCACAAAAGCAGCCUCAGAAGGGUCGAAAACUGUUUCAUCAGACCUUGCUGCUGCUGGCAUCCAAACAGAAGCGGCAAGCCGAGAAGUUGAAGCUGAUGAUAAACAUCAACGACAGCGGUUGAGCAGCAAGCAACUGUUUUUUCAGAACACAGACUAUGCAUUGGACUUGUUUUUUAUAUAUGUCCUGACUUUGUCAAUCUUCCCCGGGUUCUUAUUCGAAAACACUAAAUCACAUCACCAGUUAGGGUCAUGGUAUACACUCGUUCUGGUAGCAAUGUACAAUGUAUGGGAUUUGAUAUCAAGAUACAUUCCCCUUGUGGAGAGACUCAAGCUAAAAUCGCGAAAAGGACUUUUGUUUGCAACUAUGUCUCGAGUCUUGUUUAUCCCUGCGUUCUACUUCACUGCAAAGUAUGGUGGUCAGGGAUGGAUGAUAAUGCUCAUAUCUUUCUUGGGACUAACAAAUGGUUAUCUAACUGUCUGUGUCCUUACAGAAGCUCCCAAAGGCUACAAGGGUCCAGAGCAAAAUGCCUUGGGUAAUUUGCUAGUGUUAUGUCUUCUAGGGGGCAUAUUUGCAGGAGUUUCUCUCGAUUGGUUGUGGCUUAUUGGCAGUAAUGAGCAGUUUUAGAGGACAAUUUCUUCGUAUUCCAACCUCUCAAAAUAAAAAUUGUGAAAUGUGAACUACAUGUAUCUUGAUCACUUGAUGAAGAAAGACAGUCUUGGAUAUGAAAUAGGGUCAUGAAAACACCAUAGACAAAUUAUAGUGUGAUUGUGUUCAUUUUAUUGUUAAACAAGUCCAUCCUUGACUGUGAAUUGUUCUUAAAAAAAAAAUUAAGUGUGAUACUUGUUUUCA
Molecule: messenger RNA, 2095 nt
Organism: Camellia sinensis
Lineage: Eukaryota; Viridiplantae; Streptophyta; Magnoliopsida; Ericales; Theaceae
Source: RefSeq, a predicted model, not a curated record